AUGGAUAGUUGUGCUGAAGUGCGUUGUUUCCUUGAUGGUUCUCUCGCAUUUGAACUUCCUAGAGCCGGUGAAUAUCUGUGGGCAGAGUUAUCCAAGCAUCAAUGGAAUGAGAAUUUUGGUGGUCAGAUAUGGAUUCCAUAUUCGAGAGCAUUCCUUUUAAGUGAGAGGCGUGUGAAGAUUAUGGCCAUGCAUUCAUCAAAAAAGGUACCUAGAGGGACAAGUUCCAGGCAAGGAGGGGUUUUGGAGAGAUCAACUGAGCUUUGGUUUUUAUUUUUGGGUAUGAGUGUUAUGGCCAUUAGGUUACUGGGCAUUGUUUGGGUUUUUGUGUCAUUGGGUUUGACUGGUUCUGGGUUUUGGGGUGGGCUAUCUAUUGAGCUAUGGUCAUUAUUAAUUAGUGUGGUAAGAGAAGAAGAUUUUGUUGAAGAGUUUGUUAUCAAGGGAUCCAAUGGGUACGUACCACGUGGCGAUUCCUCUGUAGGUUGUGAUUCUGGACGUGAGUGCGCCGACUUUGCCACAGGUGUUCCAUUCGUUGUACACGUGCCAGAAUAUGUUUGUUGUUCAUUUUUCGAUGCUAGCGACGAGAAGGUUGGUUCAUGCGCCACUACUGCAGAUAAAAUUAUUGGUUCACGAGCCUCCAAUUCUGGCCAUGAUUGUGGGUUUUCCAAUGAAAGUUGUGAGGUUGAUGACGCUCCUGGAUUUGCUCGAAGCUGGGGACCAUAUUCCUUAGAUUGA
This is a messenger RNA of Ilex paraguariensis (yerba mate), 732 nucleotides long. The record is from the annotation of a GenBank genome assembly. NCBI's taxonomy places the organism in Eukaryota, Viridiplantae, Streptophyta, Magnoliopsida, Aquifoliales, Aquifoliaceae.